ACCUUGGGAGUUCCGUAACCAGGGGGAGAAAGAAGUAACAACAGCUAGUGGGAACAAAAAAGAACUGCUGCUCCCUUCAUCCCCCUCCACGUUCCUAGUGGAGAGUUGAGCUCAGCACCCCAGACUCGCGUGACUAUAUAGGCAAGCAUUUGGAGACUAACUUUACUUUGGUAUCCUAGCCCUCAGUAGCUCAAGGUUGGCUUUCUGAGCAGAUAAAUAGGCUUUUAAGUAGCAAAGUUCCCUGCUCUCAGCAAGCCUGACACCAUGGGGAAGGGAGACACCUUGGAGAUAGCACCAACCCCCUCUGCCUACCGCUCUGUAAUGGAGGAGUACGGUUACGAGAUGGGCAAGGUCAUUGGCAAUGGCUCCUAUGGGACGGUGUACGAAGCUUACUACACAAAGCAAAAGGUCAUGGUGGCUGUCAAGAUCAUCUCAAAGAAGAAGGCCUCUGAGGACUAUCUUAACAAGUUCCUGCCCCGUGAGAUACAGGUAAUGAAGGUCCUGCGGCACAAGUACCUCAUCAACUUCUAUCAGGCCAUUGAAACCACAUCCCGAGUAUACAUCAUUCUGGAGCUGGCUCAGGGUGGUGAUGUCCUCGAGUGGAUCCAGCGGUACGGGGCUUGCUCUGAGCCCCUUGCUGGCAAGUGGUUCUCCCAGAUGACCCUGGGCAUCGCCUACCUGCACAGCAAGGGCAUCGUGCACCGCCUGACCCCCAGCCUUUCUGCUGCUGGUAGGGACUUAAAGUUGGAGAACCUGUUGCUGGACAAGCGGGAGAACGUGAAGAUCUCAGACUUUGGCUUCGCCAAGAUGGUGCCUUCUAACCAGAGAAUGCAUAGUAGCCCUUCUUACCGCCAAAUGAACUGCUUUACGCACCUCAGCCAGACCUACUGUGGCAGCUUUGCUUACGCAUGCCCGGAGAUCUUGCUGGGCUUGCCCUACAACCCUUUCCUGUCUGACACCUGGAGCAUGGGCGUCAUCCUCUACACUCUAGUGGUCGCCCGGCUGCCCUUUGAUGACACCAAUCUCAAGAAGCUGCUGAAAGAGACUCAAAAGGAGGUCACUUUUCCAUCUAACUACUCCAUCUCUCAGGAGUGCAAGAAUCUGGUCCUUCAGACACUAUGCCAAGCCACCAAGCGUGCCACCAUCCUGGACAUCAUCAAGGAUCCUUGGGUGCUCAAGUUCCAGCCUGAGCAACCCACCCAUGAGAUCAGGCUGCUUGAAGCCAUGUGCCAACCCCCCAGCACCCCUAAUCGGCACCAAUCCUUGGAAAUCAACACCUAAAAGUGGUUGGUUGAAAGGGGGUUGAGAGAGGAGCAAAGCGGGAGGGUCUGGGGCUAAAAAUCUAUAAAUCUAUUUCUGAUUUAGUUUUACUAGCUGGGGUCAAAGACAUUCUUUCCUCAGGGGAACCUUAGCAAGAAACACUACUGAGGGUAAGAGGUGGAUUUCUAACCAGUCUGGAACCAGCCAUAUUGGCACCUGUGAAGUCCACUUGGUAAUUCACAAUGUAGCACAUAUGCUGCUCAUGGGAGAGAGGGUGCUGGGAUGAAUGCCCACUUUUGGGAAGCUUCAUUAUUCUGGCUAAGGAAAUGCUCACUAUUUUGUAUCUGUGUGCAUUCUAAAUGUUCAAGUAGGGGGGUAGAGGCCCUGGCUGCUGUUUGGUUAUGGCUCUAUCUCUGUUUACUGUCCAAAGGGAUGGCAAUAUUCUCUUUGAAGAACAAAUAUCAGGGGUAUCAAGA
Canis lupus familiaris (dog) is the source of this 1736-nucleotide messenger RNA. RefSeq names its product testis specific serine kinase 4 (gene TSSK4). The coding region runs from base 265 to 1281 and encodes 338 amino acids. The record is from RefSeq and is a predicted model, not a curated record. Gene Ontology annotation, molecular function: tau-protein kinase activity; protein serine/threonine kinase activity; ATP binding. Gene Ontology annotation, biological process: protein phosphorylation; microtubule cytoskeleton organization; intracellular signal transduction. NCBI's taxonomy places the organism in Eukaryota, Metazoa, Chordata, Mammalia, Carnivora, Canidae. Gene Ontology annotation, cellular component: cytoplasm. The transcript is spliced from 4 exons.